Cercocebus atys (sooty mangabey) is the source of this 1460-nucleotide messenger RNA. RefSeq names its product HIV-1 Tat interactive protein 2, 30kDa (gene HTATIP2). NCBI's taxonomy places the organism in Eukaryota, Metazoa, Chordata, Mammalia, Primates, Cercopithecidae. The record is from RefSeq and is a predicted model, not a curated record. Gene Ontology annotation, molecular function: oxidoreductase activity, acting on the aldehyde or oxo group of donors, NAD or NADP as acceptor; NAD binding. Bases 77 to 904 code for a protein of 275 amino acids. Gene Ontology annotation, cellular component: cytoplasm. Gene Ontology annotation, biological process: import into nucleus. The transcript has 6 exons.
GGAAGACCAAGCCGGGUAGGCACUGGCUCCGUCGCCUCCAACGCCCCGGGCCGACAAGGGAAGGUGGGAUGCUCUGAUGGCCGGGCCUGCGGCGCUGAGCGCGGCGGCGGCUGCUCUGGUGGCCGCCCUGCUUCUGCUGCGUCGUGAGGACCCGGGGCCGGGGGCUGGCCCCAGCAUGGCCGAAACAGAAGCACUGUCGAAGCUUCGAGAAGACUUCAGGAUGCAGAAUAAAUCCGUCUUUAUUUUGGGCGCCAGCGGAGAAACCGGCAGAGCGCUCUUAAAGGAAAUCCUGGAGCAGGGCCUAUUUUCCAAAGUCACGCUCAUUGGCCGGAGGAAGCUCACCUUCAACGAGGAAGCAUAUAAAAAUGUGAACCAAGAAGUGGUGGACUUUGAAAAGCUGGAGGACUACGCUUCUGCCUUUCAAGGUCAUGAUGUUGGAUUCUGUUGCCUGGGUACCACCAGAGCGAAAGCCGGCGCGGAGGGAUUUGUUCGUGUUGACCGAGAUUAUGUGCUGAAGUCUGCAGAGCUGGCAAAAGCUGGAGGGUGCAAACAUUUCAACUUGGUAUCCUCUAAAGGAGCUGAUAAAUCAAGCAAUUUUUUAUAUCUACAAGUUAAGGGAGAAGUGGAAGCCAAGGUUGAAGAAUUAAAAUUUGAUCGUUACUCUGUAUUUAGGCCUGGAGUUCUGUUAUGUGAUAGGCAAGAGUCUCGCCCAGGUGAAUGGUUGGUUAGAAAGUUCUUUGGCUCCUUACCAGAAUCUUGGGCUAGUGGGCAAUCUGUGCCCUUGGUGACUGUGGUUAGAGCAAUGCUGAACAAUGUGGUGAGACCAAGCGACAAGCAGAUGGAACUGCUGGAGAACAAGGCCAUCCAUGACCUGGGGAAAGCACAUGGCUCUCUCAAGCCAUGACCACACAGGAGAAAUGGUUGUUGUCAGUCUUAACACCCAUCACCAAAUCAGUAAUUUCAGGGUCUAAAAAAAGUCCGCAUAUUUUAGCUUUAUUGUUUUAUUAUCCUCAGGCAUCCAUUCCAAUCAAGAAAUGAUGGUGCUCUGAAUCAGUGGUUCAGAGCCUGGUUAUACAUAUAGAUCCUCAGCGAGCUUUGGAAAAAUAAAGAUGUUAGCCGUAUCUCAAACUUGAAUCAAAAUUUCUGGGGUGUGGGCAGAAUAAUCUGUAAUUUUCUUUGUUUAUACUUCCCCUGAUGCCACUGGUUGGGGGUCCUGCUUUGAAAUGCUUGUCUGCAGAGUCACAGCAGCCGGGAAAACCUUGUGACCAUGCAAAUGAGCUCUGCUCUAAAAUUGUUGACAUUCACAUCUCUGACUUACAAAAGUGCUAAUUCCCUAUGUGUAAUUGUGUAAGUAAACAUUGUGCCUUUACUACUUCUUUAUGUAAUAGAAAUUAUAUACCUAAGCUUAUAUAAUACAUGGGGAGGAUUAAAUAAAGGAAUAAAGAUAAAUUGACAACUCC